AAAUAUUGAACAGAUCUGUUUGUUUAAAAAAAGAAGGGACGAACGACGCGUCUGCAGAAACAGCGGCUGAGAAGCUGUCCGCGUUUAGUGUAUUAGGAUAGAUAAACGACGAUUAUUCAGUAUACGUUAGCUAAAUCAAUAGAUUUGAACAAAGAAACUCUUAUCGGAAUGGAUCCGUUUACCGAGAAACUCCUGGAGAGGACCCGUGCUCGCAGGGAGAACCUGCAGAAGAAGAUGGCAGAGAGACCCACUGCUGCUAACAGACAGAUGGCCAAGCGAGCUAGGGAGCCUCUGGCUGAGACCUGCAACAGCCUGGUCACAGUGCCUGUCAUCGAAAAAGCCCCUCACCCAUCCAGCAAGCCCUCUCCCUCAAAGCGGAGUCGUUCAGGUGAACUUGGCCAGCCCACCAUGAUUGGCGAGGAGAACAGGGAGCCUUCAAUGACUCCUCGCACCCUGACCCCUUCUCUGACAGACCCCCAGACUGACCGGAAGCCCCCAACAGGCCCAGCCAGCAUCCGCUCUGCCGCCUCUUCUUUGGAGAGGGUGGCUGUCCGCCCUCCUGCUCCCGUUCCUGAACCAGAGCCCAUGCUGGCAGCACAGCUUGUCCCAGAGCAGGCCAGGGAGGUAGCACGCUCUGCCCCAGAACUAGAGAAAGUGGCUGUGAGUGCUGCUCCACAGCCACAGAGGACCAAGAAUGUGGAGGUUGUGCCUGCUAGCCCGGUUCUUCAGAGGAACCGAGAAGCGCAGAGGGAGGCUCCCACCUCCUCUACCCCUGCUGCCAUGAAGUCUCGCCUGGCCAGACUGGCUGAACAGAGGCAGUACUGGGAUUCUGAAGGUACCUCUGAGGUUCCAGACAUCCCAGCAGCUCUGUCCCCAGUAAAGAGCCAGGCCCACCCUAGGCAGGCUGUGGCCCCGGUACCCACACCUGUCCCUGCUGCUGCAUCCUCAGAAGCCUCCGUGGGCAGGAAGGGUCGACUGGCCAACCUCGCUGCCAGCAUUGGGUCCUGGGAGGACGACCUCAGCCAUGCCGCCCCUCGUAGCAGAGACUAUGCACAAGGGAACCCUGGUAGUGUCAGUAUCGCCACCGCUGCUUGGAGGAGAGAGGCAGGUGCCAAACCCAUCUCUGUGGCUGCAGACCGGACACAAAUGAGUCAGUCUUCAAAUAGCAAGCCUUUUCCGGACUCCAACCAGCAGCCUUUCAACUCCCCAGUCAAGUCCACCGGAGUGGUUCUUCCCAGCCCCCAGAAGACUGACGUAAAUGAUGCRAGACCAGCUAGACAGACUAGCAGAGGUCUCCCCUCUCCUUUACCCAGUCCCCAGAGGAGUUGCCAGGGUAGAGCCUCAGCCUUCACACCCAGCUCCCAAAAAGGUGCUCCCUCCGCCUCACCUGUGCCUCAGAGUCCCCUGAAGAACCAGGCCCUGUCCCGAGCCCUGGAGGUCAACGCCAGCCCCAAGAAGUCAGAGCUCCCUACACAGCCCUCUAACACUGGGCCCUCUGUCCUGCAGACCAGGGAGAGGUUCACCAAGGAAACCACCCCGGCCACUCCCCUGCAGCAGAGCGGCACCGCAGGAGCAACUGGAACUCCAGGUGUCAAGUCGUUCAUGGAGCGUUUUGGGGAGAGGUGCCAGGAGCACUCCAGCCUGAGUUCCACUGAUACCAGCCAUGGAGCUGCCGCUCGUACCCCAACCGUAGUAAACCCGUCUGGGGCAGGCCUGGCUGGUCAUACCCCUGUGGUAAGCCAGUCUGGGACCCCCAACACCAGGCUGGUGAAGGAGAGGCUGAGAGCUGCCCAGCUUGCCAACACCACCACCGCUGACCUUGCACAGAAACUGGAGCGCGAGUCGGAACUUGCUCAGAUUCGUAACCGGUUCCAGAAAGGGAACAACAUUUGGAAGAUCAAGGCUGAAGUGGCAGACACCAAGAGAAACACAGAGGCCAAGGAUCUGAUUGAGCAGCCUGAUGAGCAAACUGCUUCCCCUCUGGAUGGCCUGAAUGCAGCACCCAAAAAACUKAAUGUAACUGCUGCCACCAACCCAACCUCCAGCCCUGGGAAGCAAGUAGUAUUCUCAGUGGAGGAAUCAGACGAAGAUGUGAGUCAUGAGCUAGAGGUGAACGUGGACCAGUCCAUCAACUCUGAUGUGAUCAACGAGAUAUUUGACGGGCUCCAUGACCAGAGCGAGGUGCAGAGUGGUGAGGAGGAAGAUAAAUUGAACAUCUCCUCUAUGUCCAUCCUCGCCCCCUUCUCUGAGACUGUGGCUGCUGUGGUCAAAAGCCCAGUGAAGAUGAUGAUGUCAACUCCAGCCAGUUCGUUCAACGCUAAGAGCCUAACUCCUGACAGUGUUUCCAGACCCAGUAAGUUCCAGAGGGCUCGCAUGCUCCGGGCUGGGUCAUCAGACAGCCUAGAGACAGAUGAUGGCCACAACCUGCCCUACAGUAUUGAUGCGUACAGGUCGACCAGGAUCAAGGACAGUACGGAGAGGCCUCGUGUGAGGCAGGUCAUCGUGAGGAAGGAGGAUGUGUCUCGUAGAGCAGCAGAGGAACCCAGGAGCCAAGGACACACCAACGUCAAACAGAAGAUGCAGGUUCUGACCAAUGAGAUGAACCUGCAGCAAACAGUGAUCAGCCAGGCUAGCCAGGCCCUGAACUGCUGUACUGAUGAGGAGCAUGGGAAAGGCUCGCAGGUGGAGGCAGAGGCUGAGAGGCUUUUGCUUAUAGCCACUGAGAAGCGGGGGGCCCUGAAGGCAGAGCUGCACCGUCUGAAGGGAGAAGGUCCUAGCGGUCAAAUGGGGCAGGGUGGAGACAUGGGGGUCACAGCCUCCAAGGGAUCCAUCUCCCUCCUGGAACUACGACUGCCCCUCAAAGCUGACUUUGUCUGCUCCGCUGCUAACAAUCCAGAGUGGUCCAGCCAUUACUUCUUCAUCAUGAUCCGUGCUGGAGCUGAGAAUACAGUUGCUACUCCCCUAGCCAGCACACGUAGCGCUAUCAGUGGAGACGCGAUCACCUUCUCUACCAAGUUCACCAUGCCUGACGUCUCUAAUGACUUUGCAAUUGAUAUUGAGGUUUACUGCCUGGUGCAGAAGCGUGAGUUGAACCCUGACAAGAGGAAGAAGCCCAGCAAGUCAAAGGCCAUCACUCCCAAGAGGUUCCUCGCCAUCACUAAGAGCAGUCUGACUCCAGUGGUGGCCAGUCCUGGGGGCCCUAAUGCAGUACGCACCAGUAACUUUGUCCUGGUUGGGUCUCACAAGCUAACGCUAGCCUCUAUUGGGAAAAACAAGUUCUCAUUGGAGAAGAUCGAAUAUGAAGGCAUUGAAAGAGCACUUCUCAGAGACAUGUUUCACAGCAAGGUGCCUUUCCUGUGCCCCUUGGAGGGACACCUCUACCUGAAGAUGCAGUGUGAGGUGGGCUCCUUGGUGGAGGAGAGAGGCUUCUUGACAAUGUUUGAGGAUGUGAGUGGGUUCGGAGCAUGGCACAGGAGAUGGUGUGUCCUGUCAGGAUACUCUAUCUCCUACUGGACCUACCCUGAUGAUGAGAAACGCAAGAACCCAAUAGGACGCAUCAACUUGGCCAACUGCACCAGUUGUAAGGUGGAGCCAGCCAACAGGGAGUUCUGUGCCCGGCCCAACACAUUUGAGCUGAUCACCGUCCGGCCUCAGAGAGAGAGUGACAUAGAGACGCUCGUCAGCCAGUGUAAAAACACAAUGUGUGUCACCAAGAACUGGCUGUGUGCCGACACCAAGGACGAGAGGAACGUGUGGAUGCAGAAGCUCAACCAGAUCCUAGUGGACUUGCGCAUGUGGCAGCCAGACUCCUGCUACAGGCCUGUUUGAGCACAGAGCCCCCGACCGGACCCGAGGGUAACACCCGGAAUGGCUCUGGGUCUCAUAUGGACUGUCACUAUCAGUGACACGAUGACUAAGUGCAAUACAGUAUGAGAGUUAUUAAAUACGAUUUACCAGUGGAUGGUAUUUUUAGAGGUGCUUUAGUGGCCAGUCAAGACCGUUUAAGUUUGGGAUGGGCAACUGGCAGAUCAAUCCCCCCCAACUCAGUCAGGGUCUCAAUUUACUGUUGAGAGUUAUAGUAGACUAUACAAGGUGUAAUUUGGUUGUGAAUCAGCAGUUUUUUUUAUUUUUAUGUUGUCAGCCCACAUCAGCUAACAUUUUUUAGGUUGUCUAGCCAGCUAUCUAAACUUGUGGUAGGCAUAGUUGAAUUACA
This is a messenger RNA of Salvelinus sp. IW2-2015, 4213 nucleotides long. Its product is annotated as anillin. Lineage: Eukaryota; Metazoa; Chordata; Actinopteri; Salmoniformes; Salmonidae. The record is from RefSeq and is a predicted model, not a curated record. Gene Ontology annotation, cellular component: actomyosin contractile ring. Gene Ontology annotation, biological process: actomyosin contractile ring assembly; septin ring organization; mitotic cytokinesis.